This is a messenger RNA of Mangifera indica (mango), 1848 nucleotides long. Its product is annotated as chromatin remodeling protein EBS-like. The record is from RefSeq and is a predicted model, not a curated record. The coding region runs from base 529 to 1089 and encodes 186 amino acids. NCBI's taxonomy places the organism in Eukaryota, Viridiplantae, Streptophyta, Magnoliopsida, Sapindales, Anacardiaceae. The transcript has 5 exons. Gene Ontology annotation, molecular function: chromatin binding.
UGGAAAUAGAAACACAAAAUAGUCCACAAAAACAGUAAAGACAGAGCACAUAAAUCAAACAGUCCUGCUCUUGCAUGCAUGAAUCACUCGCUAACUGGAUCAUCUAUGGUGCUGACGUGUCAUCUACUCUGUUUCGCUAACUGCUUUCUCUCUCACCAUUCAAGAUUCAACUAGACCUUUUCAUCUGUCCACAUAACAACUUCCUAGGGUUUCUCUGUUUCUCUCCCUAAUUUUAAACUACACAAAAUCCUUUCGAGCAAGUGAACAAUUUUAAUUUUUCGAUACAUUUCGCUUGCAUUCUUUUGCUUCCACUCCAGUUUUUCAUGGCAAAAACUAAACCUGGCAAAAAGGACCUCGAUUCUUAUUCUAUCAAAGGCACCAACAAAAUUGUUAGACGUGUGUAUAUUCUCUUUCUCUCAAGAACCCAGAUUUUUAAUUUGAGUCUCCACUACAUAAACCCUAAAUUUAUCCUCUUUCUAUGCAAUUCUACGAACCCAGAUUAUUUUAAUAGCUGGUGAUUGUGUGUUGAUGAGACCAUCGGAUUCUGAUAAGCCUCCAUACGUGGCACGCGUUGACAAGAUCGAGGCCGAUCAUCGGAAUAACGUCAAAGUUCGUGUUAGGUGGUAUUAUAGGCCUGAAGAAUCGAUCGGAGGGCGGAGACAGUUUCAUGGAGCCAAAGAGUUGUUUUUAUCUGACCACUAUGAUGUACAAAGUGCCCACACAAUUGAAGGAAAAUGUAUAGUGCACUCUUUCAAGAACUACACUAAGCUUGAGAAUGUUGGUGCAGAGGAUUAUUUUUGUAGGUUUGAAUAUAAGGCUGCCACCGGAGCGUUCACUCCAGACCGUGUUGCCGUGUAUUGCAAGUGUGAGAUGCCUUAUAACCCGGAUGACCUGAUGGUGCAGUGUGAGGGGUGCAAGGAUUGGUUUCAUCCUUCAUGUAUGGGCAUGACCAUUGAAGAAGCAAAAAAAUUGGAUCAGUUUCUGUGCUCUGAUUGUACAUCGGGUGAUGAUGCCAAAAGAUCUUUGAAUGCGUUCCCAGUAUCCCCAUCUGUGGAGGCUAAGGUGGAGACAAAGCGCAGAAAAAGGUGAUCAAGUGAUCAUGGUGCACUAUGAGGAGGUACUGAUUUUGUUGCACAUUAGCUCCAGCAUUGCUAUCAUUCUCAUCUUUGUGUUGUGGAAUUAUACAGUGCAGAGAAGAUACUGUGCUUGCACAAACAAGAGGCUUUUCAAGUUUACCAUGUCUCAAAGUUUGUAUGCGUGCUAGACUUUAGAGAUGACUUUUUUGUUAUGUGAUGCCUUGGUGAUUAGAAUCUGUGCAUAAUAGUGCCCUUGUCUAUCUUAAAAAGUGAACCUAUGAGUCCAUGACAGCACAUUAAAACUAGGAGAAGCUAUGGACUUGUUUUGAUGUGCUUGUUCUAGCAUAAUUUCUGCAAAUAAUGUGAUAAUGGCUCUACUUUUUUGAUCUUGAAAACACCCCAGCAUUGGCAGGAAGGUCCCAAGAUUAACGUUGCAGCUUAUGUCAAGUGCUUUGUCAGUGGAUUAAGAUAUAUAUAUGUACAGCUUUGUACAUAUUUUUACCUGUAGGAAUAGGCAUAAAUGUGUAAUAUAGAGUAAACCAACCGCUUGACUUGCCAAUUGAUCAUAUGCUGGAAUGGCUCAGCGUGAUGAAGCAGUGGAUGACAUUCAGUUAAUUUUGAUGGGUUUGCUUAAUCCUCUACCCAGUUUCAGUUUGUAAUAAGCACCAACUGUUAAACGGGGGCUGUGCUCAAGAGUCGGGUAUGGCUUUGUCACAAGUGUUCAUUCAUAUACUUUAUCAUGUGUUAAUGGAGUUUUCAUUUCCAGGGGAAA